This is a messenger RNA of Cuscuta campestris, 1646 nucleotides long. NCBI's taxonomy places the organism in Eukaryota, Viridiplantae, Streptophyta, Magnoliopsida, Solanales, Convolvulaceae. The record is from the annotation of a GenBank genome assembly.
UCCUAUUUUUUACCGGCUGCCUCCUUCUCAUGUUUUUUUUCUUCCGCCGUUCUCCACUGUGCAUCGUAGAGGAAAAGAACGCACAUCGCCGUUCUCCUCUACGAUUCCCCAUCGUGAAUCAAAUCGGAAGAACCAGCAAUCGCAGGACCAAAUCGGAAGGACUAGGCGCACGAUCACAGUCUAUCUUUCCGCCGCUUAGGCGUAGACUACCGCGAGGGCCAAAUCGGAAGAACCAGCAUCAGAAAUCUCCUUCAAUUGAAGCUUUCUUCCCAUUUCACUGAAAUCUCAGUCGAUCGCACAGCAACGGCGGCCUCCUUCCCCUUGCACCGAAAUCUCGAACCUACGGUCCAGAAAUGACUGAUCCCACUAGACCUGAAUUUGACAUCUUGGACUCAGAAGGACUUGAGUACCACCGUUGGGUUUCUGACGUAGAAAUGGCUUUCGUGGCUAAAGACUUCUCUUCCACACUUAAAGACCCUAGUGAAUUGAAAGAUGCACCAUCUGAAAAAGUGAAAGCAAAUGCUUUAAUGUUCCUAAGGCGACACAUUGACCCAAGUUUACGUUGGGAAUAUCUUCAGUUGAAAACCCCCAAAGAACUGUGGGAUGCCCUUAAGGGACGUUUGGGAACAUUCAUGAUACUCUGCUUCUAGAACUGAAUGCGCAAUGGAAUGAAAUCCGUUUGCUAGACUAUAAACGGACAAAUGACUUUGUCAAAGAUAUGUUGCGUCUUAAGGCACGUCUCAUCUUUUGUGGUAAGCCAAUCACCGAAGAUGACACGAUUCAAAAGACUCUUGACACAUUUCCUACCUCAUCCAUGAUAGUGAACCAGUACAGGAUGGAGUAUGAAAACAAAAGAAUUACCACAUUCUACAAGUUGAUGAAUAUGUUGCAAUCAGCAGAAAAGCAUAAUGAAGUCCUUGUGAAUAACAAUGCUCGGCCUGUCGGGACAAAGAAAAUUCCUGAAGCCAAAUAUGGAAAAAUAAAACAUGGAAGGCAUCCUAAUGAAAAGGGACCUAGACGUGCUAAUCCUUACCCACGCGGAAAUAACUCUUAUCGUGGGAAGGGUCGUGGCGGUCAUGGUAGAGGUCGUGGAGUAUCUUCCAAUGUUUGGCGAAGAGAGUCAAAUGAUGGACCGAGUGGCCACACAAACAAGAAGUCAAAUGCAUCGAAGCCUCCUGUGAUAAAGAAUGAGCCAUGUUACCGAUGUGGAGUUAGCGGACACUGGUACAAGCAUUGCCGCGCUAUUAACAAAGUUGCAGUCUGCUACAAGAAAUAUCUCCAAUCUAGAGAGCAUGAAUCUCAAUAUUUGGACGAAGAAGGCAAUGACACAUAUGAGGUAACAAUAUUCAUGAACAUAGCGAUCGAAGUAAGGAUCGGUACUCUUUUCUUUGUUCAAGAUUUUUAUUCACAGGGUUUUGACACUUGACGAGAUUUUGACAAGAGAUCAAGAUUCUGCAAUUCUACCUACAACUCAGCACAAGGGGGAGUGUUGAAGGAUUUUUGUAAAUUAGUGUGCUGUUGUGUAGAUAGAAUUUACUUUAUAUUGUGUAAUAGAGUUGUAUUGGCCCGUGGGCCUUCUUUUGUAAAACCCUACGAAGCUCUUCCCUAUAUAAGAGAGCUAUUAUCAAUAAAGAAUAUACAUCUCC